GCUUUGCAUGAAGCAUUGAGUGUGGUUAUGGUACCAAUUGGAUUAACUCUACCUACGGUUAGUUAGUUGUUGCUUUAGGUUAAAGCUCCUGCCAGCAGUAUAUGAGCUGGGUGUGCUCAAAGAAGAUUCAAAGAGAGAGGAAAUGAAAAGCGAACAAACAGUUACACCCUUCACCGCUGUGGUAAAUGGCGGUCUCGCCGGAGCUAUUUACGGAGGUAUAGCAGGAAUGAUCAUACCCCCACUGUUCCGGCGUCUAUAUCGAGGCCUAGCCCCACUGAGUCAAGCUCAGUAUGUUCGUAAGUUUGCUCGGGAGUGUUCAGCAUUAGCCGCUGCAGGUUGUGGAAUUGAAUCCAUGAUGAGAGGAAUCAGAGGCAAAGACGAUCUUACGAAUCACUUGGUCUCGGGAUUAGGUGGUGGGUUGGCAUACUCUUUUGUGAACCGAGGCUUGAAACUGAAGCCUUCACACGCACUCUUCUGCGCUGCUGGUUGCGCUGUUUUGUCAGGAACAGAGUAUAAGAUGAAUGAAAUAUUCAGUGCAACAGAUGAAUGAAAUAUUCAGUGCAACAAGAGGAGCAAUAAGAUGGUAAACCGCAAGUGAGGAAAGCAGUAUUUUGACUCCAACCUUUUUGUCUUUAUGGUGAUGGUCACUUUGAAUCUUGGAGGUGUAGUUUGUAAUAAUAAAUGACCUUGCUAGUUUGUAAUAAUAACCUUAAGACUUAACCACCUAUGAAAAUUCGAAGCCAAGAACAUAAUUUUUUCACUGAAA
This is a messenger RNA of Brassica napus (rape), 766 nucleotides long. RefSeq names its product chloroplastic import inner membrane translocase subunit HP30-1. The record is from RefSeq and is a predicted model, not a curated record. NCBI's taxonomy places the organism in Eukaryota, Viridiplantae, Streptophyta, Magnoliopsida, Brassicales, Brassicaceae. Gene Ontology annotation, molecular function: transmembrane protein transporter activity. Bases 143 to 550 code for a protein of 135 amino acids. Gene Ontology annotation, biological process: protein targeting to chloroplast; protein insertion into mitochondrial inner membrane. The transcript is spliced from 5 exons. Gene Ontology annotation, cellular component: chloroplast inner membrane; TIM22 mitochondrial import inner membrane insertion complex.